Messenger RNA from Plasmodium vivax (malaria parasite P. vivax), 3171 nucleotides. RefSeq names its product transcriptional regulator, putative. Gene Ontology annotation, biological process: transcription elongation by RNA polymerase II; positive regulation of transcription elongation by RNA polymerase II. Gene Ontology annotation, cellular component: FACT complex. The record is from RefSeq and is a predicted model, not a curated record. The coding region runs from base 1 to 3171 and encodes 1056 amino acids. NCBI's taxonomy places the organism in Eukaryota, Apicomplexa, Aconoidasida, Haemosporida, Plasmodiidae. Gene Ontology annotation, molecular function: nucleosome binding. The transcript is spliced from 3 exons.
AUGAGCGAAUCGCUGGACAUCGAGAACGCCAAGGCGAAGCUGAAGCUGGUGUUCUCGUUCUGGGGGAGCUCGGCGAACAAAAGCUUCGCGCAGAGCAACGCGUUCUGCGUGCUGUCCGGGAAGUCCAGCAAAGAGGAAAAUGCGACGACGCAGGAGCAGUUCCAAAUGUGGCUGAUGGGGUAUCAACUGACGGAGACGUUUUUCCUCUUCCUAAAAAAGGAGAGGCUAGUCAUCCUCACAAGUGACAAGAAGAAAAAGUUCCUGCAGCCGCUGCUAGAUAGCUUGGACAAUGUGCAAGUGAUGGAGAGGAGCAGCGAUAAUACGGAAAAUUUUACGCAAAUAAAAAAAAUGAUAAAUGGUGCAGAAACGGAAGAAAUAGCCAUUUUGAAAGACAAAGAUGCCACAGGAAAUUUUUUUGAAAAUUGCUACAGCUUUAUAAAAACGCUAGAUUUGCCACAAGUGGAUGUAAACGCGGAGCUAAAAUUCCUGAUGAACUUCCGAUCCGAAUCUGAUAUGAAGAUUCAAAAAAGUGGGAGCGAUAUUGCAUGCAUCAUUUUAAAAAAUAUCCUAAUUACAACAAUAGAGAAUGCUCUAGACAGUGAGGAGUUCCAAAGCCACGAUAAGAUAAAAGACAAAGCGUUGAAAUUUCACGAAAAUAAAAAAUGCGUUUUAAAAUUGAAGGAGAAACUGAAGGUAGACAUCGACGAUAUUGAUGUAAUCUACAGCAAUGUGCAGAGUGGGAAUCAAUUCACCCUAAAUUACAAAAAUAGCAAUAAUAAAAGCUACCUCUCGCAGAAUGAAGGCACCAUACUGGUCGGGGUGGGAGUCAAAUAUAAGGAGCUCUGCUCCAAUGUGAAUAGGACCCUCCUGCUAAAUGCGAAGACGCAACAUAAAGAGCUGUACAGCUUCACCCUAGCUAUCGAAAAAUACAUCAUUAAGGAGUGCCUCCAGGUGAAUAACACAUAUGGAGAGGUCUACAAACAGGCGGUCAGCUUCAUCAAGAAAAAUAAAAAGGACUACCCUACGUUGAGUCAAAUUAAUGUGGAGUCCUAUUUUGUGAAAUGCCUCGGACACGUCAUAGGAAUCGAAUUUAUGGAAAAAGAUUUUCUCAUCACAGAGAGUAACAACAGCGGAAUGAUUCAGAAGAAUACCUCGUACAAUUUAUCCGUCGGAUUUGAAAACGUGCCUGGGAAUGAUAAAAACAAUUUCGCCAUCUGGAUCAGCGACACGGUGUGCAUUAACGACCAGGGGGAGGUGAACAUCCUGACCGAUUCCAUCAGCAAGGAAAUUAAUACAAUUUCCUACGAGCUCGAGGAUAGCAAAAGUGAAGAAGAACUUGAUACUAAUGUGAAAAGUGAAAAGAAGGAACAAAAUGGAGACUUGAGCAGAAAAAAAACCGGCAUCUCCGCCAGCAUACUAAAUAACGCAGCUAGCGUUAUCGUCUCGGACAGACUCAGGAGGAGGAACAAAAAUUCACUCGCACACAACAAUGAGCAGGAGAUGGAAGAGCUAAACAAAAGGCAAAGCGAAUUGAAGGAGAAAAAAAUCAACGAAAUUAAAUUUCGAUUCUCCAAAGGGACGAGCGAUUAUAAAGACCCAAAUAAGAAAAAUGUGAAAAAGCUGGAGGAUGUAAAAGCGUAUAACGACGCGGAUUUGCUGCCAAGAGACUUAAGGCCGAACAUCAUAUGUGUAGAUAAUAAGCAUGAAUGCAUUUUGCUCCCCAUCAAUGGAGCGCAUAUCCCCUUUCACGUCUCUACUAUUAAAAAUUUAAGCUCCAAUUAUGAAGACAAUAAUGAUAUCUUUGUGCUCCGUAUAAACUUUCAAGUGCCAGGAAACCAGGGGGUCCUAAAGGCAGAUUUUAAUACGUUCCCCACUCUGCAAGAAAAAGAAAUGUACAUUAAAGAGCUCAUAUUUAAGUCGAAUGAUGAGAGGCACUUCCAGAACGUCGUCAAGCAGGUGAAGGACCUCAUUAAGCACGUCAAGCAGAAGGAGGUAGAAGCGGAUGUGAAUGACCCCAAGCAUGCUCAAGAAAAGCUAGUUCUAAACAAAAGCGGAAGAAGAAUCAUUCUUAGAGACCUCAUGACUAGGCCAAACAUAUUCACCGGGAGAAAAAUCCUAGGCACAUUGGAACUACACACCAACGGAGUUAGAUACUCAGCCAAUUCGAGAGGAACGACGGAACAUAUUGACAUCCUCUUUGACGAUAUCAAAUAUGCCUUUUACCAACCCUCCGAUGGGCAGCUAAUCAUUUUGAUUCACUUCCACUUGAAGAGAUACAUCAUGGUGGGGAAGAAAAAAACCCUCGACGUGCAAUUCUACUGCGAAGCGGGGACCCAAAUUGACGACCUCGAUCGAGCCAAGGCAAGAAACGUAUACGACCCUGACGAAAUGCAUGACGAAAUGAAAGAAAGGGAACAAAAAAAUAGACUCAAUUUGAUUUUCAAAAAUUUCGUGCAACAAAUGCAGGACAUUUCAAAAAUAGAAUUCGAAAUCCCCUACCCUGAGCUCACCUUCUCUGGAGUUCCAAACAAAAGCAACGUAGAAAUUUUUGUCACCGCAAAUACGAUUAAUCACCUGGUGGAGUGGCCCCCCUUCAUCCUCUCCGUUGAGGACAUCGAAAUUGCCUCCCUCGAGAGAAUCCACCACGGGCUCCGAAACUUUGACAUGAUAUUUGUGUUCAAGGACUACACUAAACCAGUGAAGCGCAUCGAUGUGAUCCCCACGGAGUACAUAGACACCAUCAAGAAGUGGCUGACCACCAUAGACAUCGUCUACUACGAGGGGAAGAACAACCUCCAGUGGGGGAACAUUUUGAAGACCAUUUUGGCCGACAUCGACUCGUUCGUCAACUCCAAGGGCUUCGACGGCUUCCUCGGCGACGACGAGGAGGAGGAGGAGCAGUCCGCGGAGGACGAGGACGAGGACGACGAGUACGAGGUGGACGAGUCGGAGUUGAGCGCCGAGGACGACAGCGACUACGACGACAGCGGAGAUGAGAGCCUCGCCACGGAGAGCGACGGCGAGGGCGAAGUCGAGGAGGACUCCGAGGACGAGGGCCUCUCUUGGGACGAGCUCGAGGAGCGGGCCAAAAAGGACGACAAAAAACGAUUCGCCUACAAAAGCGACGACGAAGAAGGAUACAACAAGAGGAAGAAGAAGAAAAAAAAUUAA